This is a messenger RNA of Aspergillus caelatus, 387 nucleotides long. RefSeq lists its product as uncharacterized. The coding region runs from base 1 to 387 and encodes 128 amino acids. Lineage: Eukaryota; Fungi; Ascomycota; Eurotiomycetes; Eurotiales; Aspergillaceae. The transcript is spliced from 2 exons. The record is from RefSeq and is a predicted model, not a curated record.
AUGGCCAACUUUAAGCUCCCUACCCUUUUCCUCAUCGCCAGCUCAGCUCUCAGUCAUGCGGGAAGCUCAUUCUACUCGUUGUAUGCCUACUCUGACGCUAAGUGUCAAACCGAAAUCUUCAGCAGUGGCACUGGCAGUUUCGAUUUGUGUGUCGACAUGACCAAAGAACAGCUCCGGUCAGUUGAGUUUGGGCCUGAUGCAAGCGCGAUUAAGUGCCCUUCCGACUCUGCCGUCGUCCUCAGUGUGUAUGGUGAGCCGGAGUGUAAAGGAGAUGGCAUCACUUUUUACGAUCUCGAAGGCUGUCUUCCUCUUAGUAAAAACCAUACCUUGGUCACUGCUGCAUCAUGGCACGCGCGGUGCGCUCCCCGCCCAAGCCAGACUCCUUGA